AACCUUCACUCAAACACCCACAUACGUCGACUACAACCACCCGCCACCAUGGACAAGUUCGCAGCAUUCGGAAAGAACAUCGGUGCAUCCUUCACGCCCUUUGCAGCUCGCACGCAGCAAUACGUCAAGGAGCAGUUUGGCCAGACCGAGGACAAGACGGAGCUGCCGCCAGACUACAUUGAGCUCGAGAAGCGCGUUGAUGCCUUGAAGCUUGUGCACCAGAAGCUGCUCUCGGUCACAUCGCAAUACACCAACGAAGCAUACGACUACCCUCCCAACAUCCGCGAGUCUUUCACCGACCUGUCCAAGAACGUCACCGAGAAGGUCCAACUUCUGUCGCGCGCCACCUCGACCGCCGAAGCUCAAGCCGCCUUUACCGCUACCCCUCAAGCAAAGCCUCAACCCAAGACCUUCAACCAUGCUAUCGCUCGCGCUUCCUUGGCUGGCAGCCAGCUGUUGCACCAGAGCGACGUUCGCGGUGCCGGUGCCGACGACUCGCUCGCCCAAGCUCUGGAGAAGUAUGCUGUCGCCGAAGAGAAGGUUGGCGAGGCUCGCUUGAACCAGGACGAGCGCAUUCAACAGCGCUUCCUCGCUGGCUGGAGCGCUACCCUCAACACCAACCUGCAGUUCGCUCAACGCGCCCGUAAGAACGUCGAGAACGCCCGCCUCAAUCUCGAUGCGACCAAGGCCCGUGUCAAGGGCAUUAACAACCCCUUCAACAACAAGAACCAAUCCCACGCCGAGGAAAACUACACAGAGGCCCAACGCGCCGAGAUCGAAAAGGCAGAGGACGAAUUCGUCAACCAGACCGAGGAAGCCGUCGGCGUCAUGAAGAACGUCCUCGACACGCCCGAGCCCCUCAAGAACCUGGCCGAGUUGAUCGCCGCCCAGCUCGAGUUCCACAAGAGAUCCUACGAGAUUCUGUCAGAACUGGCCCCCGAGGUCGACCAGCUGCAGCUCGAUCAGGAGGUAUCGUCUGUUCCAUCCAUCCAAGUCACCCAAUUCUGA
Molecule: messenger RNA, 1008 nt
Organism: Aureobasidium pullulans EXF-150
Lineage: Eukaryota; Fungi; Ascomycota; Dothideomycetes; Dothideales; Saccotheciaceae
Exons: 2
Coding region: 49-1008 (319 amino acids)
Cellular component (GO): cytoplasm
Molecular function (GO): protein binding
Source: RefSeq, a predicted model, not a curated record